Molecule: messenger RNA, 4347 nt
Organism: Trachymyrmex cornetzi
Lineage: Eukaryota; Metazoa; Arthropoda; Insecta; Hymenoptera; Formicidae
Exons: 7
Coding region: 1-4347 (1448 amino acids)
Biological process (GO): DNA integration
Molecular function (GO): nucleic acid binding
Source: RefSeq, a predicted model, not a curated record
AUGAAGGUCUUAGAAGGUCAAAUCAUACAAGCCACUUGUCGAACACCGCCAAGGACUAUACCCGAACCUCGAUACGUUGGCGAUAUCUGUACUCCACACUUAUCUACACCUCGAAGAGCAAAACGAGCUGUAGCUUUGGCAAAAAGAGUUCUCGCUCAACGCACGAGGACUAUUAAGACGUUGCAACAAUCACAGAACAGAUUAAAUACACGUAUUAAAUGUAUGAAAGAUUUAGUCAGCGAAUUGAAAAGGAAGAAUUUAAUUUCUGAAAAUGCUUUCGACAGUUUAAUGGCAGACAAUCCUGAUAUUCUGCAUGAAGUACUAAAGAGGAAGAAAGGCAAGAGGAAAAAAUACUCGGCAGAAUUAAGAGCGUUUGCACUGACGUUAAAUUUUUACUCUUCGAAGGCUUAUGCGUAUGUAACAAAAACAUUCAAAAACCUUUUACCAGAAGCUUCGACUAUCCGUAAAUGGUAUACCGUUUUAAAUGGGCGAUCCGGAUUUACGGACGAAGUGUUUAAAGUUUUAAAAUGCAAAGUACAACAAAGUAAAGUACUAAUUCUCUGCAACAUUGUGAUCGAUGAAGUUGCAAUUCGACAGCAUAUUGAUUAUGAUGGGAACCGAUAUUAUGGAUAUGUCGAUCUGGAACGUCCCCAUGCCCCCAUGCCUCUUGAUAUACGCCUGAUGCCGAGAGCCGAGAGGCCGAGAAAGCUUAUUUCGGUCGCUCGACCGGCUCGACGCUUGCUUGAGUGGAACAGCAAGGUUCUCUCUCGCUCUCGGGGCGCCGACAAGGUAAGCAAUAAGAACGUAGUGCGAAAAGGACAGAGCGAUAUAGUCGGCAAGCUUCUAACUAACCAAGUCACACGGAUACGGGCUGCUUGUGUUGCUAUCGGUUGCGCUACGCCGUCGACCGGUGGCGCUGAUCGCGUGCUGCUGUGGGGAUAUUGUCAGCCAUUUUCCCCCAUAGUAGGCAAGCUAGGGUUUUUCCCGACUCAGGGAAGCAAACAACAACUGGCGCCUCCAACGGUCGAGGAACUUCAAAAUCAGUUGGCGCAAUUACAGGCCACUUUCCAGCAAAUGCAAGGGGGUGUAUCCGGAAAUGUCGCGCACAUCGACACUUAUCGAAUCCCUAAAAUUCCACCAUUUCUAAUUAAAGAUCCAGUCAUCUGGUUCAUUCAAGUGGAAGCCACCUUUGAAGUCGCGCGCAUUACCGAUCAAAAAACUAAAGCCCAUUACGUAAUAAUGUCAUUGGACGCGGAAGCAAUCGCGUGUUGUAGAGACCUUAUUGCCGAACCUGACGCGGAUGAGCCGUACACGAAACUCAAAAAGCGUAUCAUUGAAAGCUUUUCAGCUUCGGCAGAAAGUCAAUUGCGCCAACUGAUCAAAGGUCAGGUACUAACAUCCGGUAAACCGUCGCAGAUCCUCAGCCGUUUACGCAACCUCAACCCUGACAAACAAUGCGACGACGCAGUUCUUAAAACUAUCUUUUUCGAGCAUUUAUCUCCGUAUGUCAGAGGCAUCCUUGUGUCUUCUGAAUGCACCGAACUCGAUAAAUUAGCCAAAAUGGCAGAUAAAAUCGCGGAAACUUCUACGGAAUUAGCGCAAUGCGCUGCCGCGUCAUAUAAAGAAUCAAAAUCAUCCGACUUAGAAGCAAAAAUCGAUCGUCUCGCGGCGGAUCUUGCAACUCUAGCGGCCGAGUUUAAAAGACCUAGCAGAUCGCAAACGAAAGGAGGUACGGAUAAGCAACGCAAGCGUUCGAGCAGCAGACGCUUUAACGUCUGCUGGCCGCACAGAAAAUUUGGUGAUCAAGCGCGCGCGUGUAAAGGCACAGCAAAAGAUCCGUGUACAUGGCCAAAGCCGAAGGCCACUAACGACACCCAAAUUGAUACAUAUGGGGAAUCAUUUCGUACGCUGCAUCUCGGUAUACGCCCACUCACGUGGAACUUUUGUAUCGCCUCGGUUUCAUAUCCAAUAAUCGGAGCCGACUUAAUCUCAUUCUACGGUCUGUUACCGGACCUCAAAGGUCGCAGACUCAUCGACUCUCGGAACAACUCAUUUGCGUCUGGUUUCAUUAGAGCUGUAUCAGUUCCACCAAUCAGCUCAGUAAACCCCGGCACUAAAUUCGCGCAUAUUAUAGCAGGUUUUCCUGAGAUCACCGGUCUUGACCAAUUAACCCCAAUUAGCAACAACGACGUGUGUCACCACAUUAUCACCACAGGUCCGCCCGUAGCGGAGCGCCCAAGACGACUUAAUCUGGAUAAACUCAAAGCAGCAAAAGCCGAAUUUAAACGAUUGGUAGACCUCGGUAUUUGCGAGCCAUCCAAAAGUCCCUGGGCAAGCCCUAUCCACAUGGUGCAUAAAAAAGACGGGUCUUGGAGGAUCUGCGGCGAUUAUCGCCGUCUCAACGCGGUCACCGUCCCAGACAAAUUUCCCGUGCCGCAUUUACAUGAUUGUUCUUCUAUUCUUCGCGGCAAAACCAUUUUUUCUAAACUGGAUCUCCGUCAAGCUUACAAUCAGAUCCCCGUCGCAACAGAGGAUAUUCAGAAAACUGCGGUGAUCACACCAUUUGGGUUAUUCGACAUCCCAGUCGCCCGAAGAUCACGAAAAGCAUUUGCACAUCGUCUUACAACGUUUAAAAAAUUCCAUUUACGUUUAAACACCGAGAAAUGCCAAUUUGGUAAACACGAACUGGAAUUUCUCGGGAUCAUAAUUAACAAGGAGGGUUGCAAGCCCACUCCAUCAAAGAUUCAAGCCAUUCGUGAUUUUCCUAAACCACGAACGAUCAUCGAAUUGCGCCGUUUUCUCGGUCUCAUCAAUUUUUACCGCAGACUUUUGCCGAACGCAGCCACCAUUCAAGCGCCUUUAAACGAAUAUCUUCUCGACUCGCGCAAAAAUGAUAAACGUGCGAUUGCGUGGACAUCCACAGCCGAGGAAGCUUUCAGUAAAUGUAAAGACGCCCUGGUCAACGCGACACAAGUGUCACAUCCCUCUGACUCAGCCGAAACGCGCCUAGUGUGUGACGCGUCCGACUUUGCCAUGGGAGCCGUUCUCGAACAACGUCUCGACGAUUCGUGGAAGCCGCUUGCGUUUUUCUCCCGCAAAUUUAGUCCAGCGCAACGAAAUUACAGUGCUUAUGAUCAGGAACUCACUGCCAUCUUCGAAGCAGUUAAAUACUUUAGAUUUUUUGCUGAAGGACGCUCAUUUAAGAUCGUGUCAGAUCAUAAACCACUAGUGUAUGCAUUCAUGCAACGUUCGGACAGGGCAUCACCACGCCAACAGAGACAACUUUCGUUUAUUUCGCAGUUCACCACGCGCAUCGAAUAUCUGCCAGGCAGCAACAAUGUAGUCGCCGACUCACUCUCGCGCAUUGAAUCCUUCCGCUUACCAGUCGAGAUCGAGUUAAACGAGCUCGCGCAACAACAAGAACUCGACGCAGAGUUGCAAUCUCUCCUAAAAAACCAUGACUGUCCACUUUCUUUAAAGCGCAUACAAUGGGGACCGACUCACACUACCUUGUACUGUGAAAUGACCGGCGAAGCAAUUCGACCGUAUAUUCCCGAAUCCUUGCGUAACCGUGUGUUCCACAUGUUCCACGAUACGGCCCAUUCUGGCCCUAAGGUCACCGACCGAGUAAUUCGUCAACGCUACGUAUGGCCCAACAUGCAUCGUGACGUUGCAAAGUGGUGCAAAAACUGUACAGACUGCCAGCAAUCAAAAAUCUCGCGACACGUUCAUACUAAUCCCGAUAAAUUUAUUGCGCCGGACAACCGAUUCGAACACGUCCACAUAGACAUCAUAGGCCCGUUGCCGGAGUCGGACGAAUAUCGAUACUGUUUAACAAUUAUUGACAGAUUUUCGCGUUGGCCAGUGGCAGUUCCACUCAAAGACAUUGAAGCCCUUACCGUGGCACGAGCUUUCUAUGACAAUUGGAUAGCCAAUUUUGGAGCACCUCAAACCUUAACGACCGACCAGGGCAGUCAGUUCGAAUCGCAACUAUUCUCCGCACUCCUCCAGCUAAUCGGAUGUCAACGCAUUCGAACGACAGCUUACCACCCUGCUGCAAAUGGGUUAAUUGAACGGUGGCAUCGUAGUUUCAAGGCCGCGAUAAUGUGCCACACAGGCACGGACUGGACACGAGCACUGUCAACGGUAUUGCUGGGUCUGCGCACUCAUGUUCGGCUAGACACAAACGCGUCGCCAGCGGAAUUCAUUUAUGGAACGACCUUACGCGUUCCAGGCGAAUUUCUCCUUCCUGAUGAUUUUACAGCUAAUCCGCAAAUCUUCGUCGAAAAACUUAUGCACGUGCUAAAAAAAAAGUCUCAUUCACGUUACCCACCACAUAGUAUGUAA